GGUUUACCUGCGCGUCACAUGUCCAGUGUUUGUUACCAGAAGGUCCGGGAAGAGUGUGUUUCAGUGAACCCACCGGUCACUAACAGCUGAACACCAAAGCAACUAAAGUAAACCAAGGGGAGACGCCUUGGGGUCUCUAUGGCGAACCAGGAGCCCACCGACCCCUCGCAUGCUCUGUUUGACCUCUUCGUUGGAGCCAAAACCUGCAGGGAUGUGCAGCAACACUUUUCGGCGCUGUGCGUGCAGCUCCAAGUGGAUCCCAAGGACUACAGGGUCUUUUACUCCAAGCUGAAGGAAAGGCUGAACUACUGGAAGGCCAAAGCCCUGUGGGUGAAGAUAGAUAAGAGGGCGUCACACAAGGACUACCAGCAGAGGAAGGCCUGUGCCAAAAACAAGUGUCUGGUGCUGGGGGCCGGACCAUGUGGGCUGAGGGCCGCUGUGGAGCUGGCCCUGCUAGGGGCCCAGGUGCUGGUGGUGGAGAAGAGGGCGUCCUUCUCCAGGAACAACGUGCUGCACCUGUGGCCCUACACCAUCUACGACCUCCGAGGGCUCGGAGCCAAGAAGCUCUACGGUCGAUUCUGCACCGGGACCCUGGACCACAUCAGUAUUCGCCAGCUGCAGCUCAUCCUGCUGAAGGUGGCUUUGGUCCUGGGGGUGGAGGUGUUGACUGCGGUGGAGUUCCAGGGUUUGGAGGAGCCCUCCGGGGACAAAGGUUGGACGGCCAAACUGCAUCCUAAUCCCCAUCCUACGCUGGUCUUUGAAUUUGAUGUCUUUAUUUCUGCUGGAGGGGGGAGCUUUCUCCCUGAUGGCUUCAAGCACAAGGAGCUCAGGGGGAAGCUAGCGAUCGGCAUCACGGCCAACUUCACCAACAGACACACUGCGGCCGAGGCCCAGGUGGCAGAGAUCAGCGGAGUGGCCCGCAUCUACAACCAGAAGUUCUUCCAUGAUCUGCUCACUCAAACAGGUAUUGAUUUAGAAAACAUUGUUUACUAUAAGGACGACACCCACUAUUUUGUGAUGACUGCCAAGAAGAAGAGUCUGUUGAAGAAGGGCGUCAUUAAGCAGGACUACAGCGACGCUGAGCAGCUGCUGGCCCGGGAGAACGUGGACCAUGACGCCCUGUGGCGCUACGCCUACGAGGCGGCCAACUUCUCCACCAACCGCCAGCUGCCUGACCUGGAGUUCGCCACCAACCCCGCGGGGCGGCCCGACGUGGCCAUGUUCGACUUCACCUGCAUGCACCGCGCCGAGCACGCCUCGCUGGUGCGGGAGCGCCGCGGCAAGAAGCUGCUCAUGGGCCUGGUCGGGGACAGCCUGGUGGAGCCCUUCUGGCCCCUGGGAACGGGUAUUGCCCGGGGUUUCUUUGCUGCCUUUGACACUGCGUGGAUGGUGAGAAGCUGGGGCCUGGGAGACCCCUACCUCAAAGUGCUGGCUGAGCGAGAGAGUGUCUACCAGCUCCUGUCCCAGACCACCCCGGAGAACACCAACAAGAACUACACGUCCUACAGCAUCGACCCCACCACGCGGUACCGGCACGUCAACCUGUCCGCCAUACAGGUGCACCAGGUACAGCAGCUGUACGACGUCAACGACAAGUCCCUCCCUACGAGCAAGAAGAACAAAGCCGCUCACCUACGACAAGAUUCGGCGGGUGGUGUGGAGGAUCUGUUGAGGUGGUGUCAGAAGAACACGGCGGGCUACGCCGGAGUAGAAGUGAAGGACUUCACCCUGUCGUGGACCUCGGGCCGAGCUCUGUGCGCCCUGAUCCACCACUUCAGACCCCAGCUCAUUGACAUGUCGUCUCUGAAUGAGUCCAAUGCGGUUCACAACCACCAACUGGCCAUGGAUCUUCUGGAGCGGGAGCUGAGCAUCUCCCCGGUGAUGGCCGCCAGCGCCAUGGCCAGCAGUGGCCUGAUAGACAAGCUGUCCAUGGUGCUGUACCUCACCCAGGUCCACGACGGCUUCACCAAGAACAAAAACGAGCCUGCAGACGUCCUGGACCUGCCCAAGCCCCUGACUCUGUCGCGAGCGCAGUCUGCCGUCUACUUCCUGAGCAAGCUGAAGCACAACUCGCUGCAGAGACGCAAGGAGAAGCUGGCCUCACAGAGACAGGAGAAGACCAACAUGGGCGAUGAGACCUGCCCUGCAGCCCCCCCUGUUGCCCCGGAGGGGAACCAGGGCUCCGGUGUGAAGGGGGACAUCGAGCCGGACGCGGCCCCGGCACUGGGCAGCAGCAGCGAGGACUGCUACAGCUGUGGCCAGCGGCUGUACCUCCUGGCCCGCGUCAACGCCAUGGGGAAGUUCUUCCACCGCCACUGCUUCACCUGCCACAAGUGUGGACACCCGCUGAGGCUGGGCGGCUACACCUUCCACCAGACCACAGGGUUCUUCUACUGCGAGCUGCACUCCGAACACCUGGGCCCCGAGAACGGAUCUGAGGACUCCUCUGAUGAGGCGUGUGCAGGAGGAGACGGUCCGACGGAUGAAGAGAACAGCAUUUCUAGUGACGAAGACGUUCCCUCCCCCUCAGACGAGGAUCAAGAACACAAGCUAGACUCUGGACCCACACGGCCACAUCCAGUCCAGGGAGAUCAACACCAGACCAUCCCUGGACCUAUAGGGAACCCCCAGUCCCCUGCAAAGCCCCCUCAUGCCCCCGGGAUGGUGGCGCCCAUUGAAGAGGAGGAAGAGGAGGAGGAGGAGAAGACCACUACGCCCACCGUGUCCCCUCCUACCCCAAAGCCCCGCGUCUCCAAGCAGAACCAUCCCAGCCCGCAGCCCUCGCCUCCGGUCCCCAAGCCGCGAACCCUCCACCUGGUCGACCCCCUAGCCGACGACGAGGACCCCGGAGGGUCCCCUGAGCACCAGGACCGGGGGUCCCCCUGCCAGAAGGACUCCCGGCCCAAGCAGUCUCUGCGGAAGCUGCAGCUGUCGGAGGAGGAGAAGUGCCAACUGGUGAACCUCCAGAGCUUCAGCGCCGACUCGGACUCGGAGACCCCCGGGGGGUCUUCCAGCUGCUCCUCUUCGUCCGCGGCCACGGCGGGGGGGCCGAGCCCCCCCAAGCCGGCGGGGCAGGGCCAGGGCCAGGACCCGGGGCAGGAGGAGGAGGGCUACUGGAGCGGCAGCACGGUGCAGCGCGAGAAGAGGAACCGCCGCUGCUUCCGCAGGAAAGAGGAGCCGGGCGGCCAGGCUAAGACCAGGGUCCGCUCCAAGUUCUCCCCCUGGAACCUCUCGUCGCCCCGGCUCAGCAGAGACCCCCGGCUGAGCGUCCUCACCCCCCACCCGGGCAGAGUGGAGACAACUUUCAGACAUGGCCACAGCACUUCAGAAGAUGGGGCUGAUGAAGAGGAGGACGAUGAUGACGACGAUGACGAAGAUAUGAUGUUUGGGAGAGACGACAUCGAAUUCCCUGACGAGAAGCCCUCUGACCCCGUCGAAGCAGAGAAGUUGGAACUGAGGAAGAUGAGGACCCUGGAGCGAAGAGCCAAGAUGACGGAACUACAGCGCUUCCGUAAUGCCCAGUCCAUCCAGAGGAGGCUGGAGGAGAUCGAGGUGACCUUCAAAGAGCUGGAGGAAAAAGGCGUGGUGCUGGAAAGAGCUCUGAGAGGGGAGCCAGGAAGUGGAGGUUCUCCUGAGAUGAUCGAGCAGUGGAUACAGCUGGUCCACGAGAAAAACGCAGUGGUUUCUGAGGAGUCUGACCUCAUGGUGGCGUCUCGACAGCUGGAGCUUGAAGACCAACAGGGCAUACUGGAACUGGAGCUCAGGAAGUACAUGGAACUGAGCGACUCUGAGAAGACGGCGGAGCAGCAGGCGGAGGAGGAGCGCAUCCUGCAGCAGAGGAUGGAGGUGGUGGACAUGAGGGACUCCCUGGUGGCCUUCCUGGACGAGAAGCGUCUGAAGGAGAUGAGCGAGGAGCAGGAAGCCUUCACCCUCAGGGAGGCCAAGAGACACUCCAAGGCGGGGGCUCAGGUGCACUGGGAGUAAAGGGGCUGGGGGGGGGAGCACCAAAAUAGAGAGAGGGAGACACACACACACACACACACACACACACACACACACACACACACACACACACACACACACACACACACACACACACACACACACACACACACACACACACACAUUUGGGAAAGGGAGGGGUCCUCUUGCCAGUGACAUGAUGACAAGCUUCUACAAAAAAAGAUGCCAAAGAUGGUCCUCACAGGGGGGGAGGGGAGAGAGUGGAUGGAGAGAUUCCCCCCCCCCCAAACCAGGUUGUGGCGUGUGCACACCCAGAUCCCCAGGGAUUUGGCCCUUUGAGAAGCAUCAACAUUCUGUAGGACUGAAAGAAAUAAUGAAAUGAAAAGAUGCCAGGAUAUUUGUAUAUAAAAUGAAUGCCAUAGAGAUCCUCAUGUUGGAAGUGUCAGAGCCUGUGUGGUUUUGGAUAAGAAUGCGAUGAAAAAUAAUCGCAUCUGAUGUAUUACUGCGAGAAUCAGUGCUUCUAAACGCUGGGGCGUGUUAAACACAAAAACUACUAUUGUUCUUUUUCUAUACUACAUAGAAGUCCUUCUAGCGGUGACCUGGUCUUAAAGAAUAUAUAUUAUGUUCUAAAUAUAUAUAACAGAUGAUGUGACAAAGCGUUUAAUUCACAGAUACUUUUUUAUAUCUUCAUCGUCAUUGAUGUAGCGGUUCCACUUUCUUUGCUUUUUCAGAUGCAUGUUUCUAGCUGCUCUCAGGGCUUCAGUUCUCCUGAUCUAGUCUUAGGUUUCUUUCACUGAUGGCCUUUAACUGUUAGGCGGCUCUUAAGGCUGAGCUAACCCUAGGAAACACAGAGGUUUACAGAGGAGAAAGGGGAAGCUAUUUUAUUUCAGCGAUUGACUAUGAGGCUUCAUUUGCAGACCAGAACUUUGUUGUUGUUUCUGGUGCACAAAAAAUAUUUUCAAGCUAAGGAGAAAGACCAUGUCAUGUUCUUGAAAAGCCUUAAAUAUUCAUUCUGUCAAAGAUCACUUCACAACUAUAUAAAAAUAAAGAUCAUGCACUUUG
Molecule: messenger RNA, 5025 nt
Organism: Gadus macrocephalus (Pacific cod)
Lineage: Eukaryota; Metazoa; Chordata; Actinopteri; Gadiformes; Gadidae
Product: F-actin-monooxygenase mical1-like
Exons: 24
Coding region: 139-3984 (1281 amino acids)
Molecular function (GO): protein binding; FAD binding
Source: RefSeq, a predicted model, not a curated record